Lepisosteus oculatus (spotted gar) is the source of this 3054-nucleotide messenger RNA. Its product is annotated as alanine aminotransferase 2-like. The record is from RefSeq and is a predicted model, not a curated record. Gene Ontology annotation, biological process: biosynthetic process. NCBI's taxonomy places the organism in Eukaryota, Metazoa, Chordata, Actinopteri, Semionotiformes, Lepisosteidae. Gene Ontology annotation, molecular function: pyridoxal phosphate binding; L-alanine:2-oxoglutarate transaminase activity.
AAGGCUCAGAAAGUGAGAGUGUGAAUGAAUUUAUCACAGUGCUGAAACCAGUCUUUGAGAGAGAAACCUGCUCACAGACAGGACAACAGCAGCAGACAGAAAGGGGCUUAGCUGGGUUGCAGUGUGCUUCUAACAGGCUUCUACAGUGAGGAAGGUGAAAUGGAUUUCAAGGGCAAAGGUCUGACCCUGAAUGAGGUCAACCCCUAUGUGAGGAGUAUAAAAGUCCUCGAUAAAGAAUUCAUAAGAAUGCGAGCAAGAGAGAUCAGAAAGGAGCUACUGCAGGGAGUGAAGAAGCCUUAUAAGAAGCUGAUAGAUGUGAGUUCAGGGGAUGCUCACAUGGCUGGGAUGAAGCCCAUCUCCUUCCUUCGGCAGGUAUUGGCUGUCUGUCUGUACCCCGAGCUUCUCCACAGUGACCGAUUCCCUUCUGACGUCGAGCAGAGAGCCCAGAGAUUAUUGAAGAACUGUGAAGGAGGAAGUCUUGGCUCGUACUCACCUCCCUGCGGCAUCGUCAGCAUUCGACGCAGUGUGUCAGAGUUCAUCUCACAGCGAGACGGGGGGGUGCCUUCUGACCCCGAUAAUAUCUUUAUCACUUCAGGUGGACAGGAUGCCAUAAGGUGCAUCCUGAAGAUUCUGGUGCAUGGAGAGGGACACGCUCAGACAGGAGUGCUGAUGCCAGUGCCUUCGUACAGCUACUUCAAAAUAGCAGUAUUGGAGGUUGGAGGGGCGAUUGUGCCAUACCACCUCUCAGAGGAGCAAGGCUGGGACAUGCAGGUGAAUGAGCUGCGCCGAGCCCUCCAAACAGCUAGAGGGCACUGCAGCCCCAGAGCACUGUAUAUCAUCAACCCAGGAAACCCCACAGGCCACGUACAGAGCAGGGAAUCCAUUGAAGAGGUGAUUCGAUUUGCCGCGGAAGAGAAGCUGUUCUUGCUGGUUGAUGAGGUGUACCAGCAGACAGUGUUUGGUGAGGGCAGUGCAUUUGUCUCUUAUAAGAAGGUGCUGUAUGAGAUGGGGCCCUCGUACUCCGACAUGGUAGAAUUGGCCUCUUUGCACUCUGUCUCCAAAGGCUUCACAGGAGAGUGUGGGCUGCGCUGUGGGUAUGUGGAGUUUGUGAACCUUGAUCCUGAGGUGAAGAAGUGUGCCAUCAGGCUUUUCGAAAUGUAUCUUUCUUCCUCCAUCACUGGCCAGAUCGCCCUGGAUAUUAUGACAAACCCUCCGGGUCACGAAGACCCCUCCUACCCCAUCUUCAAAGCAGAGUCCCAGGCCAUUCUGGAGACACUGGCCCACAAUGCCAGGAGAGUGCAGGAGACUCUGGACAGCUUGCCUGGAGUCAGCUAUCAGCCUGUACAGGGCUCUCUGUACAUCUUCCCCCGCCUGCACCUCCCCCCACGAGCUGUAGAGCAGGCCAGGGCAGAGGGGAUGGAGCCUGACAGAUUCUACUGCAGCAGGCUGCUGGAGGAGGCAGGGGUGUGCUCGACUCCUGGCUGUGACGUGGGUCAGAGGGAAGGCACCUACCAUAUCAGGCUGUGUAACCUGGUUCCCUUGGACACCAUGGAGGACAUGCUGGACCGCCUGAAUUCUUUCCAUCCGAGAUUCAUGCAGGAAUUUUCUUAAUGACUCCGUCGUCCAGAGAAACAUUUCCAAACCAGUCAGACACAUUUGCCUUCAGACAAAGUCAGACAGCUUCAUGAGAAAGUUGGUCUGAAAACCUAAUCUCUCACCAUAGGUCUUUAACUGGUGUGAUAUGGGAAGCCUGCAUCGUAUUCUGUGAUUUAAUCAUUCAACAGUAAUUGCUUUCGCGAAAUCUGGUGGUUAGCAUUACUAAAUAUGGGCAUCAUGAGAGUGUGUGGUUUGGUACAAUUGUAAAAACCAUAUUUAUGUCUGAUGCCAUUAAAACUACAUUUUUUCCCCAAGAAGCAACGUUUUGAAGUCUGGUUUUGUACUAUUCUUUAUAGAACUAGCUGUGGUACUUUUUCAUAUAGUUUGAGAUGCUCAUCUUGAAAAGGUGCCCAACAAAGCAAAACUGGGUUGAAUGAUUGCAGGUUGAUUGAUCCACCCAGUGCAGGGGACCUCAACCCCAGUCCUCUGACUGCUUUACUGAGUGUCUUUAUAAUCUCCUUUUGGUUACACAUUCUAACAUGCUGUGUUUACCUGUUUUUAGGGACAUCUCCAUAGGAUUUGUGCCAGGAAAUAGUUAAAAUGUGUUAGUUGCAUCUGGAAACUUCUGAAAAGGUUUUUAUUUUCUAUUGUUUAUCUCACAAUCAUCAAUAUAUCUCAUUAGACAGACUUCUAAACUGGCACUGAAUAGUAUUUCCCAGGGCUGGGGGGGCAGAUCCCUUAAUGUCUUACAAGAUACCUUUUGGAAAUACUCCCAGAAAAGUUUUUCAGUUGUAAACUGGUGGAUCAAAAAUCUCUGCAUUGUUUAGAAUGAAAACGACAAAAAAGCAAUUCCUUUUUACAGAUAAUUUAAUUAAAAGCCUGGAGUGAAAGAUUGUCAAGAUUAACUACCAAGGCCUCUGAGACGUUAACUGCUAAAAGUCUUCAUUAAUUCAUUUGUGCAGACUAUUUUCUAAUUACCUUAACCUUUUGAACUGCAAGCUUCAGUUCUCAUUAUUCUGAACUACUGUAUAUGUUGGAUGUACCAAACUGGAAGGAGCACUCCCAAACUGGAUGGAUAGAGGUUGGGUACAAGGAAACAGGCCGAUUAAUAUCUUUAUAGAAAGACUUUAAAUCAUAUUUUAUGUUGCAUUAUGUUAGAGUAAUUUUUAAGGAGAUUAGUUAUUUUGAAAGGGGACUUGUUUAUCAGUAAUACUUAUACCAACUACAUUAGUGUAAUGCUAGUGUGAUGAGGAAACAAUGUGAGAGGAAUGUACACAUCUGAAUCUCUUACGCCUGUUUAGGAAGAAGAUUUAGCUAUGGGUUUCCAGGUCAUGCUAGGGGUGAAUGCUCACAGGGAUGACUUUACAAUUAAUGCAUUUCAUGGACUAAAUGACCUCGCUAAAUAAUUAUCCCAGAGAUCCUAUGUAAUUAAUGAAAAUAAAUAUAGAAAAAACUAUC